Molecule: messenger RNA, 5742 nt
Organism: Talpa occidentalis (Iberian mole)
Lineage: Eukaryota; Metazoa; Chordata; Mammalia; Eulipotyphla; Talpidae
Gene: FGD5
Product: FYVE, RhoGEF and PH domain containing 5
Exons: 21
Coding region: 58-4509 (1483 amino acids)
Cellular component (GO): cytoplasm
Molecular function (GO): metal ion binding; guanyl-nucleotide exchange factor activity
Source: RefSeq, a predicted model, not a curated record
CUCGCGCUCGGACCGACGGACGGACCGACGGGCGGCCGGGGCUCCGCGCGCUGGAAGAUGAACAGAGCAGAUUCCCCAAAGCCACCAGUUGCUCCCAAGCCAAGGACUGCCAGUCCCUUCACGCCAGUGACGGCGCCCAAAUUACCUUCGUCGCCCCGACCUGACGGUCUCCACAGCCCCAACUCCAUGUCCAGGGGGCCGAAGCCCCCCAUUGCCCCUAAGCCCAGGCUGGCUGCGCCCCACGAGUGGAGAGCCAGCGUGUACGUGAUCAACAGCCUGAACAAAUGCAGCAACGGGAAGCUGCUCUGCGUGGACCGGGGCCUUUACGACGAGCACCGGCCUGGCCCCGAGGGCCCCGAGCCCGCGGUGGAGGACUACAUCGUGGCUCCCCGGGCUCCGCUGGCGGAGGAGGACGGGCCUGGUGAUGGCUGCGGUGGGGAGAAGGCAGAGGAGCCUCCGGGGACCCCUGAGGAGGAGAAACAGCAGGAGCUGGGCGAAGAGUGCGACCCUGAGGGGACGGGAGCUGCUGAGGACUUGGAGGCCUCAGCUGAGGUGGCGCUGAGCACAGAGGGUGACGAAGGCGCCGCCCCUGCUCCCGAGGACCCGUGGGCCGAGGACGGUGCCGGGGACCCAGGGGCCGAGGAGCAGGUGUGCACAAGUGAGGAGGCGGAGAAGCCGCUGGAAGAACACAGCCUGGAGCCCGGGGACCCUUGGGCUGGCGAGACAGACUCCCAGGACCUCACUGGUGGUGGCGACGAGGCCCCCGAGACGGCCCUGGAGGCGGAGGAUGAUGGCGAGGACUCGGGCGCAGAACCAGGGGCGCCAGAGUGUGUGGAUUCCGACCACCCUGCCGAGGGGGCUUCUGAGGAUGCCAGUGAGGAGCCCCCGGAGCAGGAGGAAUUGGCCGCGGGGGUCCAGGAGUGGGGAGCGGCCACCGUCAGCCCUGAAGUCUUGGAGGAGGAGUGUGUGGACGGCACAGGCGGCCGCUGCCAGGACGAAGCACCAGAGCAGGAUGAGAAAACAGACGGAGAAGAAACGGCAGCCGUCACCCCCGAGGCGGGGGAAAACCCCCAGGAAGGCGGAGGUCCCGGGGAGGAAGAGCCUGCGGAGGAGAGCUGCCACAUCGUCCCUUUCGAGAGCGACGGCAUGGACGACUUCGUGACCGCGCUCUCGGCAAGCCCCUACCAGUUCUUCCCGACGGAGAGCACCUCGUUCUGCAGCGAAAGCUACUCUCCGUCGGCCGCGUCCGGGACGGGCUCAGCGCCGGAGCAGGAACCAGAGUCUGGGGACCGUGCGGAGCUGGACCCGGUGGCCUGGCCUCCGUGCAGCCAGGAGGGUCCCGGCAUCUCUGAUGUGGCGGCUGUGCCGGAGGAGGACGCCACGGACGACUCUCUCACCAGCCCCUACGAGAUGGGCCUCGAGUGUGGGGCGGCCCUGGGGGAAGCAGAGCGGCCUGAGCUGCAGGCGGCGUCCGAUGCCCUGAGCGGUCUUGGGGAGACGGCGAUCAGUGAGGCCGAGGGCGGCCUGCUGCCCCCGGAUGCGAAGAACAUCAGCAGCAGGGCCAGGCCCCACUCCGGGAAGCUGACUGGCUACGUCCCCGAAACUGUCCCGGAAGAAACCGGCCCAGAGGCAGGCUUGUCGGCUGCUGGCGUUGCGGCUGCCUCCGAGGAGGCCAGGAGGACGGCGUUGUCCUGGGAGGGGAAGCCGCUGGAGGCCGGCAGAGCCUUGCCCGCCAAGCCCCGGGCCUUCCCUUUGUACCCGCGGUCGUUCUCAGUGGAGGGCCGAGAGAUUCCGGUGUCCGUGUACCGCGAGCCGGAGGGGUCCGGCCUGGACGACCACAGGAUCAAGAGGAAAGAGGACAACCUCUCUCUGCCCUGCGUCAUCGGCUCCUCCGGGAGUUUCUCCCAGCGAAACCACCUCCCGUCCAGCGGCACCUCUACACCGUCUUCUGUGGUUGACAUCCCCCCGCCUUUCGACCUGGCCUGCAUCACCAAAAAGCCCAUCACGAAGAGCUCCCCCUCGCUCCUGAUCGAGAGCGACCCCCCAGACAAGCACCCCAAGAAGAAGAAGUCGUCUUUCAAGCGGUUCCUGGCGCUGACCUUCAAGAAGAAGUCGGAAAACAAAGUGCACGUGGAGGUGAACCUGUCUUCCUCCAGGUCCUCCUCGGAGUCCAGCUACCACGGGCCUGCCAGGCUCCUGGAGAUGGACCGGAGGAGCCUCAGCAACUCCCCGCAGCUUAAGACUCGCACCGGCAAGCUCCGGGCCUCCGAGUCCCCGUCCUCCCUCAUCUUCUACAGGGACGGCAAGCGCAAGGGCAUCCCCUUCAGCAGGACGGUGUCCAGAGUGGAGUCCUUCGAAGACCGCUCCCGGCCCCCCUUUCUGCCCUUGCCCCUGACCAAGCCACGCUCCAUCUCCUUCCCCAACGCCGACACGUCAGACUACGAGAACAUCCCCGCCAUGAACUCGGACUACGAAAACAUCCAGAUUCCGCCUCGGAGGCCUGGGAGGGCCGGCACGUUCACGAAGCUCUUUGAAGAUCAGAGCAGAGCCCUGUCCACCGCCAACGAGAACGACGGCUACGUGGACAUGAGCAGCUUCAAUGCCUUCGAGAGCAAGCAGCAGAGUGCAGAGCAGGACGCAGAAAGUGCCUACACAGAGCCCUACAAGGUCUGUCCCAUCUCAGCGGCAGCCACCAAGGAGGACCUCACAUCGGAUGAAGAGCAGGGGAGCUCGGAGGAGGAAGACAGCGCUCCAAGGGACCCCAGCCUCACUCCCAAGGUGGAAGGACACUCCCGAGCCCAUGUCAUCGCGCAGGAGCUGCUGUCCUCAGAGAAAGCAUACGUGGAGAUGCUCCAGCACUUACAUCUGGAUUUCCAUGGAGCUGUCACCCGGGCCUUGGAUGAGAUGGACCAAGAGGGCAAGGAUGGGUCGUCCAGGGAGGAGCUGAGGCGCGGCCUGAGUGAGCUCCCCGCCAUCCACGAGCUGCACCAGGGGCUCCUGGAGGAGCUGGAGGAGCGGCUGCUGCACUGGGAGGACCAGCAGAAGGUGGCCGACCUCUUCCUGGCCCGGGAGCAGGACUUUGACCACCAUGCGGCCCACAUCCUGCAGUUCGACAGGUGCCUGAGCCUGCUGGGGGAGAACUGCCUGCACUCUCCCCGGCUGGCAGCUGCCGUCCGCGAAUUUGAGCAGAGCCUGCCAGGAGGCGGCCAGAACUCGAAGCACCGGCUGCUGAGGGUGGUUCAGCGGCUCUUCCAGUACCAAGUACUCCUCACAGAUUAUUUAAAUAACCUUUGCCCGGACUCCGCUGAGUACGAGAACACACAGGGUGCACUGACCCUCAUCUCCAAAAUCACAGACCAUGCUAAUGACAGCAUGGAACAAGGGGAAAACCUGCAGAAGCUGGUCCACAUCGAGCACAGUGUUCGGGGCCAGGGGGACCUCCUCCAGCCAGGAAGGGAGUUUCUGAAGGAAGGGACUCUGAUGAAAGUAGCAGGGAGAAACAGACGCCCGCGGCACCUCUUCUUGAUGAGUGAUGUGCUCCUGUACACGUAUCCCCAGAAGGAUGGGAAGUAUCGGCUGAAGAGCACAUUGGCAGUGGCCAGCAUGAAGGUCAGCCGCCCCGUGAUGGACAAAGUGCCCUAUGCCCUGAAGAUCGAGACCCCCGAGGCCUGCCUGACCCUGUCCGCCAGCUCCUGUGCGGAGAGGGACGAGUGGCACGGCUGUCUGAGCAGGGCGCUCCCCGAGGACUACAAGGCCCAGGCGCUGGCCGCCUUCCACCACAGCGUGGAGAUACGAGAGAGACUGGGGGUCAGCCUAGGGGAGAGGCCCCCCACCCUGGUGCCCGUCACCCACGUCAUGAUGUGCAUGAACUGCGGCUGUGACUUCUCCCUCACCCUGAGGCGUCAUCACUGCCACGCCUGUGGCAAGAUCGUGUGCAGGAACUGCUCCCGAAACAAGUACCCUCUGAAGUACCUCAAGGACCGGAUGGCCAAGGUCUGUGACGGCUGCUAUGGCGAGCUGAAGAAGAGGGGCGGGGACGUCCCAGGCCUGAUGCGAGAGCGGCCAGUGAGCAUGAGCUUCCCCCUGUCCUCAGCCCGCUUCUCCAGCAGCGCCUUCUCGUCCGUCUUCCACAGCAUCCACCCCUCGACCUUCAGGAAGCAGAAGAAAGUCCCGUCGGCCCUGACUGAGGUGGCCGCCUCCGGCGAGGGCUCCGCCAUCAGCGGCUACCUGAGCCGCUGUAAGAAGGGCAGGAGGCCCUGGAAGAAGCUCUGGUUCGUCGUCAAAGGCAAAGUGCUGUACACCUACGCGGCCAGCGAGGACGCGGUGGCCCUGGAGAGCAUGCCCCUGCUGGGCUUCACCAUCGCACCGGAAAAGGAAGAGGGCAGCAGCGAAGCAGGGCCUGUUUUUCACCUUUUCCACAAGAAAACCCUAUUUUAUAGCUUCAGAGCAGAGGAUACCAGUGCAGCUCAGAGGUGGAUGGAGGCCAUGGAGGAUGCAAGCGUGUUAUAGCAGUCAGCAAGCGUGUGGGCUCGGAAUAAACUCUUAGGUUGAUACGUGGACCCUUCCAGAAGCCAGUCCGGUCUCCCCAGCAGGACCGCAUCUGGGUUCAGCACGGGGCCUGACCUUUCUCUGUAACCCCGUCGGUCACACCCUCACAAGUGGAACUUUGAAGAGAUAUUUAUGGACCAUUCCUCUGUCUUCGUGUUCCCCCACCCCGCGUCCCGCCCCCAGCAUAAACCAUUUCUUUAUCCAGAAGUGAGAAAAAAUUGAGCAACAUGAAGACAUGGAAACCAAUGGAAAAGUCUGUCUCAGAAACAAGGCUUGGUAGUAGAAGCUUUUACAGUUUUUACUCCUGGUGAGCAUCGUCGCCUUGCGUGUUGCUGAUUUCAGCGCCUCAGGUGAGACUAGAAACCACAGUAAGAACAGCUCCUCUCGCUGAAAGCACUUUAUUGUUUUACUGAGCGACAACCUCCGGUGUGAUGUUUCCCAGUGACUCACUCACGAGCAGAUCGAGACCUGUGGACCUGUUUGCCAGCAGCACUCAACAAGGGCAUGUGGAAAAGGGGUGCCAACAGGCAUGCUUCCUGGGGGCCAGGCCCUGGGUCAGAAGGGGGGACUUUCUCCUCCAGUGGAUCACGUGACUUAACAGAGGAGCCUCCCUCCACCCCAUGGGUCCCCAGCAGCACCCCAGCACUGUGAGCGCGACCAGGCGGCCUCUCCGCACCCUCCCAGGAGACGGGUCUGUUUCCAUUGAUGUGUGCCUUCCUGUGUUGACCCGCUCGCUCGAGCCAGCACCUUCGUGUGUGAGAACCUGUGCUCCUUUUCCACACGGUGACCCUUCCGCUGUGUGACUGAAGCCUUGAGAAAGUUACAAAGGGAAAAAGAUACAGUCGGAGGGGGAGCGCCGUGACCUUGGCCAAUGGCUCUGGACACAGUGAGGGAGCACAGAAGCUGCACCUGGAAGAUGCUCGCUGGGGGCCAGGGGCUCAGUCCUGCCCGCUUAUGGCUGCUCCUCGUGCUGGGCCUGUUUUACAUAAAGCAGAGGGCGGGCAGGUGGGAUCCCUUGUUACUCUCCUCCAAAUAAAAAAAAAAAAAAAAUCACAUCAUUUUCCGAUCUCUUGUCCCAGCCUGCUGCUGCAUUUACUGACAAACCUUUCAUAAAAAGCACUAUCUCAAGGAAUUACAUACCUUAAAUAUUUUCAGGGUUUUUCCCCCCUAGUUUGCAGUUCAUCUUCUAAAAUG